AUGACUAUCCAGCUUCUGAUAUGUAUCUCUUUCCUGCGCGACAUUGACACAUCAUCUCCUCCAGGUCAUCGUAAGAUCUUGCGAGACAACAUCCAAGGUAUCACAAAACCCGCCAUUCGUCGACUUGCCCGUCAAGGAGGCGUCAAACGUAUCUCUGGCUUGAUUUACAAAGAAACUCGGGGAGUUCUCAAGAUCUUCCUCGAGAACGUAAUUCAAGAUUUGGUCACCUACACCGAGCAUGCCAAGCGCAAGACCGUCACCUCCUUGGAUGUCCUCUACGCCCUCAAGCGCCAAGGGCGUACCCUCUAUGGCUUCGGAGCUUGA
Molecule: messenger RNA, 324 nt
Organism: Puccinia triticina
Lineage: Eukaryota; Fungi; Basidiomycota; Pucciniomycetes; Pucciniales; Pucciniaceae
Exons: 2
Coding region: 1-324 (107 amino acids)
Biological process (GO): nucleosome assembly
Molecular function (GO): protein heterodimerization activity; DNA binding; structural constituent of chromatin
Source: RefSeq, a predicted model, not a curated record